This is a messenger RNA of Fusarium verticillioides 7600, 2479 nucleotides long. RefSeq lists its product as hypothetical. The transcript has 2 exons. The coding region runs from base 31 to 1341 and encodes 436 amino acids. Gene Ontology annotation, cellular component: nucleus. Gene Ontology annotation, biological process: positive regulation of transcription by RNA polymerase II. Gene Ontology annotation, molecular function: DNA-binding transcription factor activity, RNA polymerase II-specific; zinc ion binding; transcription cis-regulatory region binding. The record is from RefSeq and is a predicted model, not a curated record. Lineage: Eukaryota; Fungi; Ascomycota; Sordariomycetes; Hypocreales; Nectriaceae.
ACGGGAAGCAUCACGUCAGAGAAACCCAUAAUGCCACGGCGAAAGGGCAAAGGCUGCUCGCUUUGCUCGAAGCGGAGGAUCAUCUGCGAUCUUGGCCAACCGAGUUGUCAGAAAUGUCUUGGUAGGGGAUUCACCUGUCCCGGGUAUGGACCGAAACUUCGAUGGGUUCAAGGCGUUGCUAUCCGUGGGAAUCUUCGAGGUGUUCAAUAUCCUGUCCCCGAGUCUCCAGAAUCCAUCUCUUCGCCAAGCUUUGACAGGAGCACCCAGCAACUGUUAGACUAUUAUGACAAGAAUAUCGCCGGGUUGAUGGUCUGGUUCGACACUGAGAAGAACUAUUACCGCCAAAAGGUUCUACCAUUAGCUCAGACGAAUGAAGCAGUCCGCCUCGCUAUAUGCGCUGUCUCAGCUCAACAUGCAUCAAGGGACUUCACGCCAUCAACUGUGUACGAGAAAGAUAGAGACCAUGUCUUAUCAAUGAUCAUGCGUGGGGUUGGCGACAUGACAUCUCAUCCUAAGCUCACAGUGACUGCUGAUACAGCAGAAUGGAUGCUAUCGUCGAUGAUGGUCCUGUCGUCCUACGAGCUAGCUCACACUGGCGGUGCAGAUGCUGCUGACUUUCAUCGAAAGGCGGCUCGUGCUCUGGCCAACACUUUAUCGACCCUAGAUUUUCCGAAGAGUAGCCUUUUCGGCUUUUUGCAGAAUCAGCUUUCCAUGUAUGAUAUUUUCGCAUGUACCACUAUCCUAGACGCGACAGACGUGCAGGAUGCGAUUCGACCUGUUGAGUAUGGGGAUGAUAGGUCGUUCUCGGCGUAUCUACUACUACUUCAUGAUGCGACGCUCAUAUCUCGAGGAUGUUCGGCUGGGGACUCAACUCGCGAUUGGAGGGCGGAGUUUAUCCAAGCACGAGGGGAGACGUUGAUGGAGGUUGGCAGUAGCGGGGUCUGCUCGAGUGCUGAUCGCGGGGACUUUAUACGGCUUGUCGAUGCCUACCAUAAUGCUGCGCUGCUGUACACAGCACGAUGCCUUGGUCAUCAAUAUGGCCCCGAAGAAACAGUUUGUCUCUCAGACUUGUUUCGACUACUGGCAGGUAUGGAGAAUCUACAUGGAUGUAUCCAUAACCUCGCAUGGCCAAUCUUCAUUGCCGGGACAGAAUCCUACGGCGAUGAUGACAAACAACUCAUCGUGAGAGACCUAUACAAGAGCUUGUCCGAGGCCACAGGCUUUAAGCACCACGGAGAUGUUCUCACUUUUCUCGAGACUUUCUGGGCCAGUGGAGAUGCAGACUGGCGCAUACUAGCAAAGCAAUGGGGAGAUCUCGGUAGAAGGAUCCUGGCAGUUUGAACAACUAUCUACUUCUUGACAGUCUCUUCAUCCUCGAUUCCAAAGAUGACCUUCAUCGGAUCUCGAUACUGGUAGUAGCCCAAAGCCGGUGGACACAUGCCAUACCCCAACAGUCUAAGCAUCUUGGGGGGAAAGUUCCGAGCUUUUGCAACCUCUGGUGGAAUGCUCAGAUAUUGGUUUUCUUCCUGCCGUAAAGUCCCCUUGCACAUGAACAUACCGAUAGUCUCUCGGGCAUCGUCCCUUUUCAUGUUAGCUUGGAUGAUAACAUAAUAGUGCAAUAAACUUACUUGGUGAUGUUGGCUCCGCCCGCGUGAUAAACGUUACCGAGGAAGAGCAUUGCAUCGCCUAUCUCCAGCUCCCCAGGGAUGGCCUCUUCGUCAAGUGGGCAUCUAUCGGGACCCCAGAGAUGACUCUUUGGGAUGACAAUAGUCGCACCAUUCUCUUUAGUCGUCUUAGUCAAAGCCUAGCGACGUUAGACAACCCGGAGUAUUCAGUGAAAGCAGGAUGGGUUUACCGUCACACAACCGAGCAUCACAGGCAUAUCGCAGUUCCUCGGAUGAUAAUCCGAAUCAUCUCUAUGAAGAGCCUGUUGCUUUCCACCAGGCUCAACGCGAAACCCAACAGCACUAGCAAGGUACGGCUUUCCAAAGACAGUCAACUGCUCUUGACCUUCCCAGUAUGUGUACUUGCUUCCCAGGACCUUUUCAGCAACAGACUGGAAUAGAGGGUUGAGGGCUAGUUCGACACAUGCGUCUGAGGUAGCGAAGAAGCCGGUUGCUCGCUUGGUGGUGGGGGGAAAGAAGCCAGAGUCAUCUUUGACAUCUGAGUCGAAUAGUGGUUUCAGGUCGCUUCGGAUCUGUUCACAUAGAGCCUUGGAAGCUAUGCCUUUGAUGAUCAAGGCACCAUCUCUCUCUAGGGCAUUGAUAAUGGUUUCUGGAGUUGUGUUGGGGUCGUUGGCAUGUAAUGUCGAGAUUGCGGUUCCAGCCUCUGUGGGAUAAUUUGAGGAAGGGCACAUGUUUGCGCCCAAUGAUAAGUUAUUAGACGAGGGCCAAUGACCUACAAUUGGAAGAGAAAUUUAAAGAAUUGCGGUAGCAAAAGAUGUGUCUUUUAAUACUUGCUUGCAAUCUAGUUCCUAAGC